Messenger RNA from Oncorhynchus nerka (sockeye salmon), 4023 nucleotides. RefSeq names its product magnesium-dependent phosphatase 1-like. Bases 453 to 965 code for a protein of 170 amino acids. Lineage: Eukaryota; Metazoa; Chordata; Actinopteri; Salmoniformes; Salmonidae. Gene Ontology annotation, molecular function: acid phosphatase activity. The record is from RefSeq and is a predicted model, not a curated record. The transcript has 6 exons.
AGUUUGCGAACGUAAAUUACUUCCAGACAUUGAGAACACUUCACUCUGACAAUUUUGCUCACCAUAGCAUAACUAGUUAGGCUGUGUUCAUGUUAUCUAGAGCGUUAGUGGCUGUAACUGUGUUGCUAGCAACAAUUUUAAUUCCGUUUUUUGUCAACCUUUACUGACACAUGUCAUAUUCAAAGGAUGUUUUGCGUUCGUAAAUUCAUCAGUUAAUCUGUGCUCUGGCAGAUACGAUUCCAAUGUAGUUUCCCCUACUCCUCAAAGUAUCACUGGUAUAGCUACCAAUGUGAUCUAUUUGUACUUUUACUUCCGUAUCUAGAUCUUCUGAGCACAUAACCACAACUACCACACUGUAUGUAGCUAGCUUGUCGUAGGUUUUACGAUUAUCAGGGUCAGUUAGCUACUAGAUAAUUGAAACAGUUACUGCUUAACUCAGGAAAUAGCUAGCUAUGUCCAAACCAAAGUUUGUUGUGUUUGACCUGGAUUAUACUCUUUGGCCCUUCUGGGUGAAUAGCUAUGUGGACCCACAAUUUCACAAAAACAAAGAGGGAGUGGUGUUGAAUGCAAGGUGGGAGAAAAUCCAACUGUUCCCCGAAACAGUGGACAUAUUGACUUCUCUACAUGGCCAAGGGAUCCAGAUUGGAGUGGCAUCACGCACAGAUGAGGUAGAUGGAGCCAAUCAGCUGUUGUCCCUCUUCAAUCUCAACCAAUACAUAUCCUUCAAGGAAAUAUACCCGGGGUCAAAGGUCCCUCACUUCAAAAAGCUCCAGGCAGACAGUGGAUUCAAAUUCAGUGAGAUGAUGUUCUUUGAUGACGAACACAGGAACAUCACAGCAGUCAGUCGACUAGGUGUGUACUGUGUUCUGGUCCCUGAACUCUGGUUUCUCUCUCAGGUGUGCACUGUGUUCUGGUCCCUGAACUCUGGUUUCUCUCUCAGGUGUGCACUGUGUUCUGGUCCCUGAACUCUGAUUUCUCUCUCAGGUGUGCACUGUGUUCUGGUCCCUGAACUCUGGUUUCUCUCUCAAGUGUGCACUGUGUUCUGGUCCCUGAACUCUGGUUUCUCUCUCAGGUGUGCACUGUGUUCUGGUCCCUGAACUCUGGUUUCUCUCUCAGGUGUGCACUGUGUUCUGGUCCCUGAACUCUGGUUUCUCUCUCAGGUGUGCACUGUGUUCUGGUCCCUGAACUCUGGUUUCUCUCUCAGGUGUGCACUGUGUUCUGGUCCCUGAACUCUGAUUUCUCUCUCAGGUGUGCACUGUGUUCUGGUCCCUGAACUCUGGUUUCUCUCUCAUGUGUGCACUGUGUUCUGGUCCCUGAACUCUGGUUUCUCUCUCAGGUGUGCACUGUGUUCUGGUCCCUGAACUCUGGUUUCUCUCUCAGGUGUGCACUGUGUUCUGGUCCCUGAACUCUGGUUUCUCUCUCAGGUGUGCACUGUGUUCUGGUCCCUGAACUCUGGUUUCUCUCUCAGGUGUGCACUGUGUUCUGGUCCCUGAACUCUGGUUUCUCUCUCAGGUGUGCACUGUGUUCUGGUCCCUGAACUCUGGUUUCUCUCUCAGGUGUGCACUGUGUUCUGGUCCCUGAACUCUGGUUUCUCUCUCAGGUGUGCACUGUGUUCUGGUCCCUGAACUCUGGUUUCUCUCUCAGGUGUGCACUGUGUUCUGGUCCCUGAACUCUGGUUUCUCUCUCAGGUGUGCACUGUGUUCUGGUCCCUGAAGGAGUGACUAUGAAAUUAGUCAAUGAAGCGCUUCUGCAGUUCUCCCAGGGUGCAAAAUGAGGACUUGAGGACAGAAUUGAUGCAAUACAUACAGUGCUUUGCAAAAGUAUUUAUCCCCCUUGGCGUUUUUCCUAUUUUGUUGCAUAACAACCUGUAAUUUAAAUGGAUUUUUAUUUGGAUUUCAUGUAAUGGACAUACACAAAAUAGCCCAAAUUGCUAAAGUGAAAUUUAAAAAAUGACAGAAAAGUGGUACGUGCAUAUGUAUUCAACCCCUUUGCUAUGAAGCCCCUAAAUGAGAUCUGGUUCAACCAAUUACCUUCAGAAGUCACAUAAUUACUUAAAUAAAGUCUACCCGUGUUCAAGCUAAGUGUCACAUAAUCUGUCAAAUGAUCUCAGUAUAUAUAUACACCUGUUCUGAAAGGCCCCAGAGUCUGCAACACCACUAAGCAUGGGGCACCACCAAGCAAGCGGCACCAUGAAGACCAAGGAGCUCUCCAAACAGGUCAGGGACAAAGUUGUGAAGAAGUGCAGAUCAGGGUUGGGUUAUAAAAAAAUAUCUGAAACUUUGAACAUCCCAUGGAGCACCAUUAAAUCCAUUAUUAAAAAAAUGGAAAGAAUAUGGCUGCACAACAAACCUGCCAAGAGAGGGCCGCCCACAAAACUCACGGACCAAUCAGAGAGGCAACAAAGAGACCAUAGAUAACCCUGAAGGAGCUGCAAUGCUCCACAGCAGAGAUUGGAGUAUCUGUCUAUAGGACCACUUUAAGCCGUACAUUCCACAGUGCUGGGCUUUAUGGAAGUGUGACCAGAAAAAAGCCAUUGCUUAAAGAAAAAAAUAAGCAAACACGUUUGAUGUUCACCAAAAAGGCAUGUGGGAGACUUCCCAAACAUAUAGAAGAAGAUUUUCUGGUCAGAUGAGGCUAAAAUUGAGCUUUUUGGCCAGCAAGGAAAACACUAUGUCUGGCGCAAACCCAACACCUCUCAUCACCCCGACCACAGCAUCCCCACAGUGAAGCGUGGUGGCAGCAUUAGGCUGUGGGGAUGUUUUUCAUCGGCAGGGACUGGGAAAUUGGUCAGAAUUGAAGGAAUGAUGGAGGGCACAAAAUACAGGGAAAUUCUUGAGGGAAACCUGUUUCAGUCUUGCAAAGAUUUGUGACUGGGACGGAGGUUCACCUUUCAGCAGGGCAAUACACUAAGCAUACUGCUAAAGCAACACUCAAGUGGUUUAAGGGGAAACAUUUAAAUGUAUUGGAAUGGACUAGUAAAAGCCCAUACGUCAAUCCAAUUGAGAAUCUGUGGUCUGACUUAAAGAUUCUUUAUCCCUUUACACUUGUAUGGUAGUAGUUUUGGAAUUGUUAGGUUAGAUUACUCGUUGGUUAUUACUGCAUUGACGGGACUAGAAGCACAAGCAUUUCACUACACUCACAUCUGCUAACCAUGUGUAUGUGACAAAUACAUUUGAUUUGAUUUUGAAGAUUGCUCUACACCAGCGGAACCCAUCCAACUUGAUGGAGCUGGAGCAGUUUUGCCUUGAAGAAUGGACAAAAAUCCCAGUGGCUAGAUGUGCCAAGCUUAUAGAUACAUAGCCCAAGAGACUUUAUUUUUUUUAUUUUACUAGGCAAGUCAGUUAAGAACAAAUUCUUAUUUUCAAUGACAGUGGGAUAACUGCCUGUUCAGGGGCAGAACGACAGAUUUGUACCUUGUCAGCUCGGGGAUUCGAACUUGCAACCUUUCGGUUACUAGUCCAACGCUCUAACCACUAGGCUACCCUGCCGCCCCAGAUUACUCGUUGGUUAUUACUGCAUUGUCGGGACUAGUAGGCAUGUUGUGUAAAUCAAAUGAUUCAAACCCCCCAAAAAUCGAUUUUAAUUCCAGAUUGUAAGGCAACAAAAUAGGAAAAAAUGCUACGGGGUGUGAAUACUUUUGCAAGCCACUGUAUACUUUACCUCUUGGGACAUUGUUGUACUGCCACAAAUCUGAUUCAUACAGAAUUUUUUAAACUCCAGGCUGUGAUCUCAAACCUCAUUACUUCACUUCAUUCAGUGUUACUGCAAGAUGAGAGCAAUGUUUGAGAAGAUGGACGAAUGUUUUCUUCAUGGCUUUUUAUGUGUAUAAUCAACGAUACUUCAAGGGUGGCCAGGGCCAGAGCAAUCAAUAUGUUAUAAAUGUAUUGAAUUGGAAUUCAAGGUACAUGAAAUAACGUUCUCUGUCUUGUUUAUUAAUUUGACCAAUUCUAUUAUACUUAUUAUUACUGUUGCAGAGAAAAUAUUUAAAAAAAAUAUAUAUAUAAAAGCAUUUUUUUAAAUGAA